Molecule: messenger RNA, 2808 nt
Organism: Fomitiporia mediterranea MF3/22
Lineage: Eukaryota; Fungi; Basidiomycota; Agaricomycetes; Hymenochaetales; Hymenochaetaceae
Exons: 4
Coding region: 236-2599 (787 amino acids)
Molecular function (GO): lyase activity
Source: RefSeq, a predicted model, not a curated record
CGCCGUCACUCCUCAACUACCUCACUGCCUCUUUCUCCGUUCCAUUACAAAAGCCAGAGCCGGUUUUUUCUCGUAGUGCUAGUAUAUCAAUCUCACUUAGGCUUGUCAGCCUCCUGUCUCUCAUUUGCAUUUUCCUCCUUUCCCUCUCCCCCGCUCCCCUCCCGCCUCCCGCCGCUUUUCUUCUCCCCCUACCGCUCGAUACUGAUCAAGUUGCAGGCAAGAGAAAAAGCGCACAAUGGCGAACUCUUUUGAUUCGGGUCAGCGUCCCCUUACACACGUCAGAUACCAGUCCGCGAACUCCAACCCUUAUGGCUCAGGUGACCCUUACUACAACCAGUCCUCAGGCUUUCUGCCCCCGCAGAAACCCAAGAAGGGCGUCAGCAACUGGAUCAAGUUUGGCAUACCUGUAGCCAUCCUCGUCAUUGCCGGAAUCGUCGUUGGUGCCGUCGUCGGAACCAAGAAGAGCAAUGAUAACAAGACCGCAUCGAAAAACGACCCGUCUGCCGCAGCGAGCUCCGCCGUAUCGGCUAAAAGCGAGAUUGGCCGCUUCGCUGUCUCGACGGAUAGCGAAUGGAUGCUGCCAGUAUACCCCUCCACGACCAAUACCGCUGUUUUCACUACUCCCACGUUUAUCGACACGAGCGACAAGAAUCUCGCAUGGCCGCAAGACCCAUUCCAACCAUCUAACCCAAGUCCAACUACGGUGCGCACCGACCGUCCGCGCCUUAUUGCGCCUGCCUUCAAGUGGGAGGCGCUUCCCAACCUUAUCGCACACGACCCUUACCUCAGCGGUUGGAACCAAACCAUUUUUGGCAAUGCCACGCAAUGGAAAAGCAUGGAUCCCGUCCCAUACUUCAUGGAUGGAUCCAGCGGUAUUCUUGAUGUCUGCCGUCAGGUCAAGGAGCGUGUCAAGGCUUUCGCGUAUGCUUAUCGCAUGACAAAUGAUACGUCUUGGGUUGACCGAACCUGGCUUGAGCUUCAGAAUGCUGCCGGAAAUACUUCGAAUCCUUGGGGUCCUGAAGAGGACAGGUGGAACUCUGCCCACUUCCUUGAUACUGCAGAAAUGUCAGCUGCUUUCGGUAUUGCCUACGAUUGGCUUUAUGACAUGUGGUCGGAUGACAAGAAACAAGCAAUCCGUUUCACAUUGAACAAAUACGGUCUUAGUCUGGGUGUUGCUGCUCUGACACAGGGUACGAACGGCUGGUGGUCCGCUGCCGGUGUCUACGGUAACUGGAACUGUGUUUGCAAUGGCGGAUUGACCUUGGCUUCCCUUGCCGUUCUCGGUGAUGACGAAACAGGAAACGCUCAGCAGCUCCUCGGACUCACUAUUCCGAACGCAAAGGAGAAUUGUGUGUUUGCAGUGUCGGACGAUGGCUCGUGGGCCGAGACUGCGAAUUACUGGUAUUUCGGGACGACUGGUUGGGCCGAAAUGACAGCUGCACUCAUAUCCGCGACUGGUUCAGAUUUCGGUAUGCUCAGCAACAACCCGAACUUCAACCAGACCGGUCUUUUCCACAUGUACAUCCAGGGUGCGACAUCACUGUUUAACUAUGGUGACCACGGCCCCAACAAGUACACCGCUACAGCGAACUCGCUCAUCUUCAUGGCGGAUAAGUUCAAUGUACCGGCAUAUGUCUUGUACCAGCGCGACCAACACGACGCGGCUGACCCUUGGAGCAUGUUCUGGUAUGACCCUACUGUGUCUGGCGCGUUCUGGGACGGCAUGCCUCUUGACCACUUCUUCGAUAACCAUACCGACCAAUGGGCGUCGAUGCGCUCUUCAUGGACCGACCUGAAUGCGUUGUAUGUUGCAGUCAAGGCCGGUAUGCUUCAGGGUCACCAGACGCACAAUGAUUUGGAUGCUGGUGACUUUGUCCUUGAUGCACUUGGGACGCGUUGGGCUGGUGACCUCGGUUCGGGUGACUAUCUGUCAACAGGUUAUUUCUCCAGCGAUGCUCAGGACAGCCAACGCUGGCUGUAUUACCGCAAGCGGACUGAGGGCCAGAACACAAUUAUGGUUAACCAGUCGAACCAGAAUGUAGCCGCGCAGCCUCAGAUUGUGAAGUCUGGAUCAUCCGGGACUACGCAGGGUUCAAGUACGGUGCUUGACAUUCCGGAUGGCUCCACCGCAUUCUGGGUGGCAGACCUCACUAGCGCGUACUUUGACGUUACGUCGUUCCAGCGAGGCGUUCGGUUACUAAAUAAACGCAGGCAGGUUCUGCUCCAGGACGAAAUAAAUGCAAGCCAGGCGAUUCAAUGGCGCAUGCACACGAACGCGUCCGUGUCUAUCAGCGGCAAUCAGAUUACCUUGCAGCUAGAUGGUCAGACGAUGGUUAUGGAGGUCCUGAAUGCACCGUCUGGCCUCCAAAUUGGCAAGGCGGACGCAGUUCGACUCCCCAGUGAUCCGGCUCUGCCACCUAACCAGGUAGACCAGCCGAACCCUGGAGUGACGGUGGUAACCAUGGACCUGCCAGCUGGGCAAUAUACGCUGGAGAUUCUCUUCAACCCGCAAUGGCCAGGCAUGUCCUCGAGUGACUUUGUUUCACCAAAUAGCGUUCCAUUAGCCAACUGGGACUUGACUAGUCACAAUGGAGCAUAAAUUACAGACAUUCUAUCUUGUUUUAUCAUUGACUUUCCAGUCCAGGAGCCUUAGGCUCUAUUUUUGUUUCACUACGGACCGUAGGAUUACGAAUAAUCUACCUCUUUCCUCCUCCCUCCGCUCGUUUACUUCUGAGGUUUGGUACUUAGUAGCGUUUAGUUGCUGUGUGUUACGAAAAGCUAGUUUGGAUGGAUUUGAGCUGAGCUCGA